UACAAUCCCGUCGAGAUGCAACCUCCAUUCGCGAUCACACAACACGUGAAGCGCGCCACUAAGCACAAGGCCUACAGUAUGUUACAAGGCGUCACCCGGAAGCCGGCGUACCCCUCAUGUACCCCAACCUUCUCUUUGGUGAUUCGCACCUUCCAUUUUGAAGAAAUUGCCAUGAUAAAGGGGUAAGAAUGGCUGUUCCCAUCGCGACCUUGCCCUAUUCCCGCAAUGUGGCGAGCUAUAGGCCGAAAUACUCGAUACAAUAUGUUAUCGUCGAAGGACCCGACAGAAAAUGAGAUCAUCUCGCCCAUCUCGCCAGGCGAACCAUCAGUUUACCACGCCCAUGACCAUGGCUACUCUGACGAUGAACCACUACCAACACAUCCAUCGUUCAAAUCCAAGCUUCACAAGCUCAUCCCCAGUCGAGACACGUACUGGGGUUCCCUAACCUACAACCUCCUCGCCUUCCUCCUCCCCGCCCUCUACCAAACCCUCUCCAAGCUGUGGAUCGCCCAGAUCGACUCCUCCUCCGUCGUCCUCACCGACAUCUACACCUACAUCUCCACCAUCGCCGAAGUGCUCAACGAAGGCCUUCCCCGCAUCGCGUGGCUCAUCAUCGGCAACUCGGCCGCGUACUCCCUCACCACCCGCUUAUCGCUCUCCUACACUUUGAUCGUUUUCCAGACCGCCAUGGGCCUGCUCAUGACGGUCAUCUUCAUCGGCGCCGCCGAGUCCUUCGCGGCGGGAUUUGUCCCGCCCGAAGUCAGGCAGAAGAGUCUGAGCUAUGUCCGCGUAUCGGCGGCGGUGGCGCUGACGAGCGCCGUGCAGACGGCGGUGGCAAGCUGUACGAGGGCGAUGGAUUGGCCGGAUGUACCGCUGGUGGUGAGCUCGGUUGGGUUUGCGGUGAAUAUCGUGUUGGAUAUGUUGUUUCUUUCGUGGUUCCAUGUCGGCUGGACCACCGGGUACAAGCCGACGGUGUUGGCGCAGGCGGGAAUUAGGUUGGCGUGUGAUGUGGCGGCUGCUGGAGUGGGGUUGGGGUAUUUUGUUUGGGUGGCGAGGAGAAAGGUGAGGGAGGAGGAGAGAAGCCAGAGACAGAGGGGAGAUGAGCGUGAGAAUGGUAUAGUUGUUUGGUGGUGGACGGCGGGGUUUUGGAUGAUGGCUAGAGAGGCAGUUUACACGUUUGCGGAAUCAGCGGUGAGGAAUGCGAUUUACUUGUGGCUGGUGAAUAGGAUCAUUGGCCUGGGAGCGGAUUAUGCAACGGCUUGGGGCGUGUUUAAUACGAUCCGGUGGGGGCUGGUGAUGGUUCCGGUCCAAGCCUUGGAGACGUCGGCCUUGACGUUCGUUGGACAUCAGUGGGGUGUAUGGAAGAAGAAUAAGGAGGGGAUCUCCAAGCCUGCUGCGAGUUGGGUGGAAAUCAAGAGAAUCAGUCGUCCGGCUGUCAACUCGGCUCUGGUCUCUCUGGCAGUUGAGAUCCCAAUCUGCAUCUUCCUUUCCUUGUGGGGGAUGAAGGAGUUUGCUUUCUACAUCUCUAACUCUGAACGUGUCGCAGACAUUACCAAGAAGAUGUGGCAGAACAUCGACUGGUGCUAUAUCUUCUACGCACUCAACUAUCAGCUAUCCUCUAUCCUUCUAGCCACUGUUCCUCGGUGGUUUCUCUACCAGUCAUUGUGGUCGAACUUGCUCUGGUCAUUACCAUGGGCCAUAGUUGUCACGGUGAUGAAGUUCAAGAAAGAAGAAGCCUGGACAUUCUACUCUGUUAUAUUUGGCGGAGCAAACGUUUUUUCUUUCAUCGUUGUGGUUCUUGUGCUGGGAGCUUGGGUGUGGAGACUUCACAAUGGGAUGAUUAGAGUAUAAUCACGGGCACAUCAGACGCUCGUGAAAAUAUGACACCAUCGCUAGCAUGAAGGCGUGCGUGUGAACUGUGGUGCGUCUUCACCUGAUCCAAGUGUAAAAGCUGGUUAUCCUAGAUUGCAUAAUG
This is a messenger RNA of Neurospora hispaniola, 1975 nucleotides long. RefSeq lists its product as uncharacterized. The record is from RefSeq and is a predicted model, not a curated record. The coding region runs from base 226 to 1851 and encodes 541 amino acids. NCBI's taxonomy places the organism in Eukaryota, Fungi, Ascomycota, Sordariomycetes, Sordariales, Sordariaceae. The transcript is spliced from 4 exons.